CUCCCUGACAGCCACAAACCUACAGCACUGACUGCAUUCAGAGUGGGAACCUGCAAACAAAACUUCACAGAAAACUUUUUGUUCUUGUUCCAGAGAAUUUGCUGAAGAGGAGAAAGGAGGAAAAAAAAAAGGAAAAAAAAAAGUACACCACUACCACUACCAAAAAAAAAAAAAAAAGGAAAAAAAAAAAAAAACCUGUGCGUGAGGGGGGGUGGAGGAAAAGCAGGGCCUUUAAAAGGGCAAUCACAACAGCGUUGGCUGCCAGGAUGCCCUUGCUGUGGCUUCAAGGAUUUCUCCUGGCGAGUUGCUGGAUUAUAGGGAGGAGUUCCCCCACGCCGGGCUCCGAGGGGCACAGCGCGGCCCCCGACUGCCCGUCCUGUGCGCUGGCCACCCUCCCCAAGGCUGGACCCAACUCGCAGCCCGAGAUGGUGGAGGCCGUCAAGAAGCACAUCUUAACCAUGCUGCACUUGAAGAAGAGACCCGAGGUCACCCAGCCGGUGCCCAAGGCAGCGCUUCUCAACGCCAUCCGCAAGCUGCACGUAGGCAAAGUAGGGGAGAACGGGUUUGUGGAGAUUGAAGACGAUAUCGGAAGGAGGGCAGAAAUGAAUGAGCUGAUGGAGCAGACCUCGGAGAUCAUCACGUUCGCCGAGUCAGGCACAGCCAGGAAGACGCUGCACUUUGAGAUUUCCAAAGAAGGCAGUGACCUGUCUGUGGUGGAGCGGGCUGAGGUCUGGCUGUUUCUGAAGGUCCCCAAGGCCAACAGGACCAGGUCCAAAGUUACCAUCCGCCUCUUCCAGCAGCAGAAGCACCCGCAGGGCAUCCUGGACGCCGGGGAUGAGGCCGAGGAAGUGGGCUUGAAGGGGGAGAAAAGUGAACUCCUGCUAUCGGAGAAGGUGGUGGAUGCUCGAAAGAGCACCUGGCACAUCUUCCCUGUCUCCAGCAGCAUCCAGCGGUUGCUGGACCAAGGCAAGAGCUCCCUGGACGUUCGGAUUGCCUGUGAGCAGUGCCCAGAAAGCGGUGCCAGCCUGGUGCUCCUGGGCAAGAGGAAGAAGAAAGACGAGGAAGGGGAAGGGAAGAAGAAGGACGGAGGCGAAGGAGGGGCCGACGAGGAGAAGGAGCAGUCUCACAGACCUUUCCUCAUGCUGCAGGCCCGGCAGUCUGAAGACCAUCCUCACCGCCGCCGCAGGCGGGGCUUGGAGUGUGACGGCAAGGUCAACAUCUGCUGUAAGAAACAGUUCUUUGUCAGUUUCAAGGACAUUGGCUGGAAUGACUGGAUCAUCGCUCCCUCCGGCUAUCAUGCCAACUACUGUGAGGGCGAGUGCCCGAGCCACAUAGCAGGCACCUCGGGCUCCUCGCUCUCUUUCCACUCAACAGUUAUCAACCACUACCGCAUGCGGGGUCACAGCCCCUUUGCCAACCUCAAAUCGUGCUGUGUGCCCACCAAGCUGAGACCCAUGUCCAUGCUAUACUACGACGAUGGCCAGAACAUCAUCAAGAAAGACAUUCAGAACAUGAUCGUGGAGGAGUGCGGCUGCUCAUAGAGCUGCCCAUCCCGGGGGUGGAGGGGAUGGGAGGGGGGAGGGAGAGAGAGAGGUGGCCAGAAAAGACAGUGGCAACACGAAGACAGUUCUUAAGGUUUCUGAGUUAAAAACCAGAAAAAAAAAAA
Messenger RNA from Ochotona curzoniae (black-lipped pika), 1666 nucleotides. RefSeq names its product inhibin subunit beta A (gene INHBA). Gene Ontology annotation, molecular function: growth factor activity; hormone activity; cytokine activity. The coding region runs from base 267 to 1541 and encodes 424 amino acids. NCBI's taxonomy places the organism in Eukaryota, Metazoa, Chordata, Mammalia, Lagomorpha, Ochotonidae. The transcript has 2 exons. The record is from RefSeq and is a predicted model, not a curated record. Gene Ontology annotation, biological process: SMAD protein signal transduction; BMP signaling pathway. Gene Ontology annotation, cellular component: extracellular region.